Chara braunii is the source of this 1780-nucleotide messenger RNA. The record is from the annotation of a GenBank genome assembly. Lineage: Eukaryota; Viridiplantae; Streptophyta; Charophyceae; Charales; Characeae.
GGGAGCCGGACGAUGCGGUGCACGUCCUGCAGAGAUGGGUCACCAUCUUUCACGGUUUCAGCUGGUCCCCUUGGUGGAAGAGGAUGCGGCCCAUCACGCACGUCAUGGGUCCCGUCAUGGACUUGCUGAGGCGGAUGGACGGUAACGGUCAGUUCAUGUCCCUCAUUGUAAAGAGGACUCGGGAUCUUGCAUGCCUCAUGCGGGACGCUUGCGCCCCUCUUGGCUCGUCCUUUUCUGACCACGUCAUGAGGCGUGUGCAGGCCCGUAUACAACACAUGAUGGAGCUUGCACACUGCGCGGCGUUCUUACUAAACCCCCGUCGGCGGGAUAUUCAGUACUUCUCCACGCAGCUCGACGAGUACCACACUUGGCUUGUUUGGCAAGCCAAGAGGUAUUUGUUGUCUCAGACGGGCUUCGACGAGUCGGGUGCUCGUUACCUUGAGGUAUGUCGGCAGUUCGAGGACUUCCACAUGCAGCAGGGUAGGUAUGGGACUUGGGGCGGGGGAGAGGGCCGCGCUCGAGCGCGUAGUUGCAGCGGGGACUUCGAGACGAUGGAGUGUGCGUCGUGGUGGUCUCAAUAUGGGGGAGAUGCACCUGAUUUACAGUAUUGCACCCUCCGUGUGAUGCACAUGUGGUCUUGCGCCUCUCCAGCGGAGAGGAACAGGGCGGUCUACGAGGGCAUCCACACGAAGAAGCGCAAUCAGUUGGCCUUUAAGAAGGUCGUCCAUCUUGUUGAGAUCAUCGCAAAUGUGCGGUUGAUGGAGUAUAGACGUGCAAAUUGUGGAUAUGUCCUCCCUUGGCAGCGAGACGAGGGUAUGCUUCACGCUCAGGCGGGAUUGGAGGUGGGGCCUGUGCGGUCGGGGACGAGGAGUGGGAUGACGGAGGAGGAGAUCGAGGAGCAGGUUGCCCUCAUGACGCGUGAUCCCAUCGGGGCCUCUGCACCGCCCCCUGUUGAGUCUGUUUUAAGUGCUUGUGCGGCUAUCUUUCGUCUAUACCCCAGGGAUGAUGCCUCUGAGGACGAGAGGGAGACGGAAGCAUUGGACGACCCCGCGCUUCCCAUCCUGUGCGGGAUUAACGAGUUGCACGAGGAGGGCGACGAGGAUGACGAGAGGACGCACACCGCGCGGGGGGUCGAGAGAAAGGAGGCCGUGGUGAGGGUGCAUGAUGGUGAGCAGGUUGAGAGAGUGGAAGGCGUGCUGCCGGCGCAGGUUGAAAGAGAGGAGGACGUGGUGAGGACACAGGUUGCGAUAGACGAGGACAUGGAGAGGCUGGAUUAUAGUGCGCAGGUUCAGAGAGAGGAGGGCGUGGUGGGGGCGCAGGUAGAGAGAGAGGAGGACGUGGUGAGGCCGCAAGUUGAGAGAGAGGAGGGUGUGGCAGGGGUAGAUGAUGAUGCGCAUGUUGAGAUAGAGGACAAUGUGGUGAGGGCAGAUGCUGGUGUGUUGUUUGAGAGAGAGGAGGGUGUGGUUGGGGGGGACGUCGCCCAUGGCAGAGGAGAGGGAAGCGACAACCUUGACCCGAUCGUCCAGUGUUUCAUCGCUAACGAGAUGGGUCCCGCACUAGAGGGUUUGACCCCGGGCACGAUGAGGGCACUGGGGGCAUCGCCAUCAAGAGGGAGGGGGGCUUCAGGGAUGGGGAUGCGAGAUUUCAUGGAGGUUUCUUUGGGGGAUCCUCCCAGCCCUCGUUACGCAGAGCUGUGUGUCCGAUUUUGAAUUCAACGCGGGUUCCACGUUGAAAAAUUUAACGCGCGUUGAAUUCGUGUUAAACUCCCGUUCAAACGCGC